AUGAUCUCCAUGUACAAGUCCACUGAGGAAGAAAUAACCACGGUGAUGGGAGCACUAAACCGACAUAGCGUCGUCCAGUUUGUCUCCUCGGGCAAAUAUGGGAAGCCUCGAGACCUCGUGUUGAUUGUUAUAUUGCUGCUUACCGUCACAUGGCUUGCACGGCGGAUAUUCCGACGCGACCUCAGAUCCAUUCCCGGACCAUUCCUGGCUUCUGUAUCCAACUUCUACCGGCUUGCCAUGGUUCUUGGAGGCCAAAGCCACUGGAAAACGAUCAAACUCCACCAAAAGCACGGCAAUUACCUUCGCCUGGGACCCAACUUUGUCUCAGUCAGCGACCCUGACGCGUUGCCAAUCAUCUACGGAAUCGCAAAAGGCUUCCGCAAGUCAGACUUCUACACGGCGCUCGACCCGGUGGUAAAUGGGCAGCUGAUGCAAAGCAUGUUCGCCACGCAGAGCGAUGACUGGCACAGAGCACAGAGGAAGCCGAUCGCCCACGCCUAUGCCAUGUCGACACUGGUCUCGUAUGAGCCGCUGGUCGAUUCCACGACGGCCAUCCUGAUCGAGGUAAUCGGAAACAGAUUCGCCUCGACCGGACAAACAUGCAACUUAGCACAAUGGCUUCAGUGGUACGCCUUCGACGUGAUGGGGGAGAUCACCUUUUCAGAACGGUUUGGCUUCCUGGAGCAGGGGCGUGAUAUUGGGGAUAUUUGCCAAGGCAUACACCAUCAUUUCACCUAUGGAGCACCGGUCGGUCAGAUACCUUGGUUAGACAGGUUCUUGAGACGGAACCCUCUACUACCGAAACGAGAAGUCUCGGACCCAAUGGUUGCGUUUACAGCCCAAGCAAUUGGAAAACGCUUACAUUCGUCGGACACGCAACAACACCAUGACUUUCUGUCACGAUUCUUGAACGCAGAUAGUGGUCAGGACACAAAGGAGGCUCAUUUCCGAAGUGUUCUAAGUUGGUCGGUCAACAACGUCGGCGCCGGCUCCGAUACCACGGGCAUUACCCUGACCGCCGUGUUCUAUCACUUGCUUUCAAAUCCACGCAGCUUGGAAGCCCUACUGAGGGAGAUAGGGUCGACAAAAUUAGCCUCUAGCACAGCGGUAAGCUGGAGAGAGGCACAGAACAUGCCAUACCUCCAAGCUUGUAUCAAGGAGGCUCUUCGGCUGCAUCCCGCUGUUGGCAUGCCAUUGGAAAGAGUGGUGCCAGAGGGCGGGGUGUCCCUCGGUGGGCACCGAUUCCGGGGUGGCACAAUCGUCGGGGUCAAUGCAUGGGUGCUACAUCGAAACAAAGAUGUGUUUGGACAAGACGCUGAAGUUUGGAAUCCUGAGCGUUGGUUAGAGGCCGAUGCUCAGCAAUUAAAAGCAAUGGAGAGAGCUACGCUCACGUUCGGAUCUGGGUCUCGUACCUGCCUAGGGAAGAACAUCUCCCUGCUCGAGAUAUCAAAGCUGGUGCCGCAAGUAUUGCGAUCAUACGAGAUAACCCUGAUGACUCCUGGAGAAGAAUGGCAGGCAAAGAACUUCUGGUUCGUGAAGCCGGAAUCUCUCAACGUCAAGUUUAAAGCGAUUCAAAACAGAUAA
Messenger RNA from Fonsecaea erecta, 1584 nucleotides. RefSeq lists its product as hypothetical. Gene Ontology annotation, molecular function: iron ion binding; monooxygenase activity; heme binding. Bases 1 to 1584 code for a protein of 527 amino acids. The transcript is spliced from 5 exons. The record is from RefSeq and is a predicted model, not a curated record. Lineage: Eukaryota; Fungi; Ascomycota; Eurotiomycetes; Chaetothyriales; Herpotrichiellaceae.